CGGAGAGGGUCUCUUCUCUGAUUCGUAAUUAGAAACCCCAAACAGUACCCGCCAUCCUCCCAAAACCCUAACGCCUUCGUCCCCCGAACCCGCUAGCCAUGGCGACCACAGCCGCCCCACUCGACGAAGCCAAAGCCAGGAAUGUUCUCCGCCAGGUGGAGUUCUACUUCAGCGACAGCAACCUCCCCCGCGACGGAUUCCUGCGGAGGACCGUCGAGGAAAGCGACGAUGGGUUGGUGACCUUGGCUCUUAUCUGUUCCUUCUCGCGGAUGAGGUCGCACUUAGGGCUCGAAGGGGACGUGAAUCCGGAGACUGUGCCGGAGGAGAUGGUGCUUGCGGUUGCCGACGUGCUGCGCCGUUCCUCGGCUCUCCGUGUCUCCGAGGACGGGAAGAAAGUUGGUAGGGCUAAUGAGUUGCUGAAGCCAGAUGAGGUUAUAGAGCAAGUGGACUCUAGGACAAUUGCUGCAUCACCGCUUCCUUACAAUGUAAAACUGGAAGAUGUCGAAUCUUUUUUUGCACAAUAUGGCAAGGUAAAUAGUGUGAGGCUACCACGACAUGUUUCUGACAAAAGACACUUCUGUGGCACUGCUUUAGUUGAAUUUUCAGAAGAAGAUGAAGCAAAAGGUGUUUUUGAGAAUAAGCUUAUUUUUGCUGGGGCAGAUAUAGAAAUAAGACCAAAGAAAGAAUUUGAUGCUGAAAGAGAGGCGAAGAAAGAAGCAUAUGAAAAGUCACAUCCUAAUAAGAAUGGUCCUGACGAAGGCUAUCCAAAAGGUCUGAUUCUGGCCUUCAAACUGAAGAAAAUUCCAGCGGAUGGUGACACAGAACAAAAUGGUGGGAACAAAUUAGAUGACAUUGAUGGUGCCAAGAAGGAAGGAGCUUCCAAUACUACAGAGAAAUCAAGUAUUGGGCAUGAAGAGAAGAUCCCUGAGAAUAACAGCGAUGUGAGUGAAGAGCACUCAGAUGGUGUUGAGGAGUUGAAAGGGGUAGCUGCUAGGGAAACUGCACAAUCUGUUGACAAGGAUGACAACAGCCCUCCAGACAAUGAUCGAGAUACAAUCUCGAGGGAGGACAUAAAAGAAGAAUUCACAAAAUUUGGCACAGUGCGGUAUGUGGACUUCAGUAAAGGGGAAGAUUCAGGAUACAUUCGGUUUGAGGAUUCCACAGCAGCUGAAAAGGCCCGUGCACUUGCAGCCCUUGCAGAUGAAGGCGGUUUGAUUAUGAAGGGACACAUAGUUACUUUGGAACCUGUGACUGGUCAAGCCGAGAAGGAUUACUGGAGUGCAAUUCGAGGCGGUCAAGAGAAAUAUAAAGACAGCCGAAACAACAGAGGACGGGGCUGGAAGAAUAACAGAGGCGGAAAGCACUUUGGUGGGAAGCGGGGCCGCCACUUUGAGUCCCAUGAGAGGGCCUCUAACAAAGCUCAAAAGGUUUAAGAGGCCAGCUAGCUUUAGCUCAAGAAUGAGGAAAAACAUAUAGAUGAUGUGCUGCUUCCGUCCACAUCUUUGGAAGCGGCAUCUGGUGUUGUUUUAUGUUUUAUUUGCUCUUGCGAGGCGUGUGCUGCGCUUUUUGAAGCACAGACUAUGAAUUAUGAAUCAUGAUGACAAUGAGAAGAGGGAAAAUGAAAACUGUACGCGGCUAAAGUUCAGUACUGAGAAAAAAAGGAACUCCUUUAAUCUA
Messenger RNA from Phragmites australis (common reed), 1677 nucleotides. RefSeq names its product la protein 1-like. The record is from RefSeq and is a predicted model, not a curated record. Lineage: Eukaryota; Viridiplantae; Streptophyta; Magnoliopsida; Poales; Poaceae. Gene Ontology annotation, molecular function: mRNA binding. Gene Ontology annotation, biological process: RNA processing. Gene Ontology annotation, cellular component: nucleus.